Tripterygium wilfordii is the source of this 1146-nucleotide messenger RNA. RefSeq names its product peptidyl-tRNA hydrolase ICT1, mitochondrial. The transcript is spliced from 8 exons. Gene Ontology annotation, biological process: translational termination. The record is from RefSeq and is a predicted model, not a curated record. Gene Ontology annotation, molecular function: translation release factor activity. Bases 92 to 802 code for a protein of 236 amino acids. Lineage: Eukaryota; Viridiplantae; Streptophyta; Magnoliopsida; Celastrales; Celastraceae.
CAUGAUUCUCAACUGCAGGGUCGUUGGACAUCUGUACUAUUGACUACAAUCACAAGUGUUUAGGGUUUUUCGUGAAAUCCAAACGGGGAAAAUGGCGGUAAUUAGAACAACCGCAAACAUGAUCAUCAAACGACUCCUCCAUCAUCCACCACUAUCUUUCUUUUCUCCUCUGUCGCAGGCCCGUUCGACGUUUCUGUACUUGAGGUCUCAGAACGCCGACCUUGGUUUCAAGUCCACUAACCGCCGCAUCUGCUUCGGUUCGAUUCGUUGCGCCGCGUCCGAUUCCGGCGGAGACAAGAAGGUUUCAUCUCGGCUUUCGCAAGUUCAUCAGCUUCUUCAAGAAGCCGAAGAGCGCGCUAGCUCUGCUGGGAAUGAGCCGCCUCCUAAAAUCACUAUAGACCAUGUCACUGUGAGUUUUGCGAGAAGUGGCGGGCCUGGAGGUCAGAAUGUAAACAAAGUGAACACUAAGGUGGAUAUGCGUUUCAAUGUCCGAGAUGCGUAUUGGCUAAGUGAUAGGAUCAAAGAGAAGAUAAUGCAAACGGAGAAGAAUCGCAUUAACAAGGAUGGUGAACUGGUCAUCUCAUCGACAAAGACUAGAACACAGAAGGGUAAUAUCGAAGAUGCUUUGGAAAAACUACAGGCUAUCAUUGAUGCAGCUUCGUAUGUCCCACCCCCUCCUUCUGAAGAGCAAAAGAAGAAAAUUGCCAAAAUGGCUGCCCUUGGGGAACAGAGACGCUUGAAAAGCAAGAAGGCUCUUUCAGACAAAAAGUCAUUCAGAAGAAGUCGGGACAGUUGGGACUAAUUUCAAAUGUCUGGUUUCCCAGCUUUAGAGCUUUAAGCAUAGCUUAAAUUGGAAAAAUGGUGAUGAGACAUCGUUUUAUGGAGAGUGAACUGCUGGAUAUCGACAGAGGACUUCAUCCAUAUUCUUUGGUAUAGUUACUGAACCUUGGAGUUGGUAUAUGGCCUUGCUGAUUGAAGACUGCCAAAUAUUUGUGGUUUAUUAGCAUACGUGAAUAACGCCAACUUCCUAGGUUUAUGUAUAAAUAUUGUACUAUACUUGAGAAUUUGAGAUUUGAUUAAUGGGUCUUCUGUGAAGAUUUCAUUUUUUGACAUAUUCAAUUCAGGAUCAUUUAGAUUGCACUCUCA